UGCUACCGCAGAUUAGGAUCGUUUCGAAAAAAAAAUAAAUGUACUAUCAUUUUGAUUUUCAAAAAAAUAUCGAUAAAACAACAAAACAGCAGAAAAACUAAAUCUUCAACAAAUUGAUAUUACAGUCAAUAAAAAAAAAAGUUAUUUUAAAAAAUAUCAUUAUAAAUUGAUUAUUUAUUUAUUUUCUUCAGUCAGAAUCGACUAACUGAGCCUGACACCUUUAGGUAACGUGACGAUUUGGAUAUAUUCAAUCGGUAAGUCGUUCAGUCAUCUUUGUGACUUGGUAUUUAGAGCAUGUUUAUUAACAGGAAGAGUUUUUUUUUUGGUGCCAUUUACUUUGAUUUCUGGUGCCUCUCGUAGUUGAUGAACUCAUCAUGCGACACGCACCGUCAUCGCUGUUGGCUUGUCAGCUUUGCUGGAGAGGGUUUGACUGGCCAGAAUUGAUAUCUAAGACAAAUUGAGCUUUCAUUUUUAUGCUCCGAUGCCUUAUAUAAACAUAGGAGAACCACACCGGUAAUCAAGGCAAUUCGAAACAAAAUGAUCUAUUUUUCCAUGGAAAAAUUUUCAAAACGUAAUAAAGAGAUUUCCUCAUCUUUUAAAUUUCCUUGUAUGAUAAUUUUUUAUUUUUUUUUCGAUUUUGAGUAGUAACUGGAAUAAUGAUGGAACAUUAGAUACUAAAAUAAAGUUACUUCCUUGCAUUGAUUUUUUAAAAUAAUUUUUUUACUUCCAAGUAAUUUUUAAAAAAAUAGUUAUAUUUACGUUUUUAAUUGCCAAAACUCACUUGAAUAAAAUGAGCACCGAUAAUAAUCAGUACACUCAAUCGCAUCUUUCUAGAGUAAGUGCAAGCUUGAGGAAUGCUUACUCCAAUACUAAUAUAUAUAUAUAUAUAUAUAUAUAUAUAUAUAUAUAUAUAUAUAUAUAUAUAUAUAUAUAUAUAAUUUUUUUUUUUUGGCUUUCAAUUUCAGGAAGCUCAGGUAGCUCCAAAAAAAAAAAAAAUGAUCAACCAGUUCAUCAAGACUUCUUUCAUUCUUGGCGGCUUCGGCACGCUGCUCAUCCUGCUCGGCAUGGCCAUACCCGCGUGGAUGACCGACUCCAGCAGGGACGUCAGCGCCGGACUCUAUCUCAUCUGUGGACCUGGUGGAUGUGCUUCAGUCAGUUACCAAGGUAGCCAGCAUCUUCGCAAAUACAAAAAAAGUCAACAGGCAAUGUUGAUUACAAUAAAGUUACAACAGGAUACGUCAUUAAAAAAAAAGAAAAAAAAUGUUUAGGAUUCGUCAUUAAAAAAAAAAAAAUUACGAAAAAUGUUGUAACAACAAGUUACAACAUGUUUCGUAAUAAAAAAAAAAAAAAGUUUAUUUUAUUCUAAUAUUUAUCUCAUUGUCAACGCACUUUUCGCUGUGCACCCACCACAAAUUCGCCAACUCGUCUCGCAUCCCUUAUCAAAUUGUUUGACUCUGACGCCAACGGCAAAAUUAAAAACUCAGUUUAAAAUUGAAGGAAAAGAAGAAAAGACGUCAAGUCAUUUCUGUUAGAACAAAGAGAACUGCAGAACUUGGAAAAUGAACGCGUGACUUACUUGCUAAUACAAAAGACGAUUAGAUUAUUAUCGAGUUGGAAACCGUCUAUAAAUUUAUAACUUUUAUAGUCAAAGUUGUAUAAGUAAGCCGCCUUGUGGGGGAUGAUGUACAUAAACAUAGCUUAAUGGUAAAUGAAUCACAACAUUUAUCACCAGAACACCAUGACGCCUAGUUGGAUUAAGGCGUAAGGACUUUGGCACAACCAUAAUUGGAGACCAUAUCUGUCUGAGCGUUUUCAACCUGUUAGGAGUGUUCUAAAGAAGCUGAUGGUGUCGAGGGGACUCUUGAGCAUUCGGCAGAAAGACUGAACUUAAAAAAGAUGAACAAUUAUUAUUAUAAACCAGACAGAGACGCGAAAAAACACUUCAAAAUUUUCAAUCAACGUAAAACAGCAAUGCGAAUUCAUUAUGUUUGUAAGUGAAAGCUGCCAAGUCAUGACCCGUGUAGGGAAUCACAACUUUGAGUAUGCCACGGAUCGUGUUGAAAAACGUAAUGACGAUCUGGUGGCACUGUGUUCUUUAGCCAAUCUGCGGCUGUGCCACUGUGUUCUGACGGCACCGGGCUCUUGUGCCGCUGUGUUCUGACGGCACCGUGCUCUUGUGCCCCUGUGUUCUGAUGGCAACGUGCUCUUGUGCCGCUGUGUUCUGACGGCACCGUGAUCUUGUGCCACUGUGUUCUGAUGGCACCGUGCUCCUGUAUUUAUUUUAGAUAUGUAUAUAAAAACGGACUCGGGGAGCUCUGACAAAUGUUCAAUUUUCUAUUUUGUGCCACUCUUUUAUUUUGAGUGUGUCACCCGGUGCGCCCCCCCUUUUCCCACACAACCCUUAAUUACGCCACUGCUUGCACCUACCUGUUUGAGCACGCCAGUUUGGGAAACCAUGGCUGUGUUUUGCUGUGGUGUGUCUGUUUGGUUUAGAGAUUUAACUCCGCAAUGACAGAUGAAUUGGGUCGUUAACAAAUAAUUGACGCCACCAAUUCUCUCAUAAUGUAUACAUGUAUUUUCCUUUUUGUAUUUGUUAAUGGAAGUUUAAUUAAUUAAUUAAUUAAUUUUUAAAAAUUUAUUUGAGCAGCGGGCGGCCUCUAUGCUUCGAGAGCGUUUAUCAUGAUUGCAUUCUUCUGUGCCAUCGGUGGAAUGGUGAAUGGCGCCAUCUACUAUCGCAGGUACUUCAUCCAGAGCAUCCCUAACAGGAGAAUGUCGUUAGGAUCUGCUGUACUCUACUUCAUUUCAGGUUGGUAUCGAUUAUUCUUCAAUUAGAAUGUGCUUCAUGAAAAAAAAAAAUGAAGCUAACAGCUGUAGAAUUUAAGAAAAAAAUUAAGUUGACAUUAGGUUUGCAAGUUAAGCUAUUAGGGCUAUAAUGUAUUUGUUUUUAUUUACAUUUAGUCUGAAUAUAACUAAUUGAGAUCAUUAAGAUUGAAGUGUUUACAUUUUAAAACUCAAGUAUUCAGGUCAAAAGAGCGAGUUAAAGUCAAUUUAUUUCAAACUUUUUUCAAAUCUUUAAACGUGGCUGGGUAGAAUUAUGUUUUAAAAUCUUAAUUAAAACUUAUGAUGCAUAGCUGUAGAUUAAAAAUAGAUACAUUAUGCGCCAAACGUAACGGUACUGAAUCUGCCGCAUCUUGAACGCACGGGUGCGUUUGUCAACGGUGCCUAGCUCCAGUCGCCACGUGUUCCCCGAGUUAUCAAGUACGUAUGUUUGGGCAAUCGUUAGUGGAAAUGAGGCUCACUGCCGGAAAAAAAAUUAAUUCAUAGCUGAGCAUUAUUUUGGCUCGUACUGGAAACUGGUCAUGAAGAAGAGCACGGUUUUUGCAAAAAAAAAAAAAAAAAAAGUGGGCAGAACAGUUCCGAGAGAGAUUUAAAAAGACGUCAUUAUGUAUUGUUUGGGCAAUCGUUAGUGGAAAUGAGGCUCACUGCCGGAAAAAAAAUUAAUUAAUAGCUGAGCAUUAUUUUGGCUCGUACUGGAAACUGGUCAUGAAGAAGAGCACGGUUUUUGCAAAAAAAAAAAAAAAAAAGUGGGCAGAACAGUUCCGAGAGAGAUUUAAAAAGACGUCAUUAUGUAACAUGGCACUAAGCAACACGGCUGUGCUGACUAUCGUUUAAGUAAUUUCGCGGUUCUGGUAAGUGUGCUGUCUCUAGCGGAAGGGUGAGACCUGUCGACAAAUGAGAGUCACACACGUGCUCCGCAGUAGACGCUACGUGUGCCCCUACGAAGUCUACGAGAAAACCCAGUUGAAACUGAACAUCAGCGCUACAUGUGUUUGCCGUUUGUCUAAGGACAUAUUUGCAUUUUCGUAACUCUUACAGUGCAAGUUGGAUAACGCCUGAAAAAAAGACACAUCUGCGGGCAAGUGUGGUGCAGGGUGGUGUAUUGUGGAGCAUUUUUGGCUCAUGAUGUAAGAGAAUCUAUAAUCAUUUUUACAAGUCCCAUUCACUUGAACGGCCGCACUAAUCGCAUGACAACUCGCUUCUUUGGGUUUGAGUGUCCCACAUGUUAUUGUCCAGACACCGCUACACAGUACACGCAUGACGUCACGGUGUGUUGUCACUUCAGCACACGGUUUAUUAGUCCCCUGUUUCCUUGGGGUUGAUGAAGGCAACGCUCGGACCGUCACCCAAGAACGAUACAGGGGGGCAUGGCGAUUGAAAACAUUUCUAUGCAAUCUGAGCAGGUUCUGUUGGCCAAGGAACAUUCACGUCAUGAGUGGACAAAAUGGUAUCAAAAUGACGGGGAGACUGGAAAAAAUCUCUCGAGAAGCUAUUGCCCCAGCUGCAGAAAAAACUUUCUUGGACGUGUAACUGGAUUCCGUGUUAAGUCUCCCUUCCGCGGUAUUGCUCCAACUGAUGGCUAGUUGUGGGAAAAGUUCUAGGAGAGUGUGUUCAUCUGUGAAGAUCCCCAAGGGAACAGUGUCUGCAUUACGCGAGAAAAUUGUCUCCUUUCGCUAGAGUCCUUAGCAAACAUUGUUCAGUGAUAUGUUUGGAAAUCUACACCAGCGAUAUGUUCAUAUGAGCAAUGUUUAAACUCUACCGCGAGGCGGGGGCCACACUACGAACAUCUACGUUUUGAAUUAACACAUUACCAUGUAAGUGUGUUAGUUUUCUUUCAGGAGAAAGACAUUUACAGAUAACAACAAGGAAAUAUUGCUCUUUUCUUUAAAAAAAUUUUUUUUUUUAGUUAUCCUACAGUUACUUUUGGCGCGUUCUGUAUGGUUAAAAAUGAAAACAAAGAAACAAAAUAAAACACCACACACAUUUCACUUCAAAAUGAAUUGAAAUACACGUUAUCACUUUUAGACACCUUUGAUAAAAAUAUUCACCUUGAAGAGAAACACCUUGAACUCAAUAUUCAUGUUUUUUUUCCCCUCCCUUUCCCUACCCAGCGGGCUGCUGUUUUGCGGGCUCCAUCAUCUUCGUCACGGCCGGCCUGCGAGAGAUGACGGUGUACCUGUAUUUGCUGGUGGGCAACCGAUUCGACUUCACGGUCACCUACAGCCUGGGCGUGGCCAUCGUGGGGGCCCUGGGCAGUGCCGGGGCAGGGGCUCUCACGUUGAUCCACUUGCAGAAGGAAGCCGGACCACAGGGCACGAUCAUCACCCACAGCUAACUCAGUUUGAGAACUGCUGUUACAAAAAAAAAAGAGUCUCCCCUCCUUGUUUUACGAGUUAUGUUUAAACGCAGCCCUUUCUAUUUUCAUACAACGAAAUUUUUAGGUCAUUGCUUAAACCACGGCAACACGGUACGCCUGGAGAGAGAUAGGCUUAAAAAAAAAAAUUAAAUUUGUUUGUCUUCUAGCCUGUACAUUUUUUUCAUUUUUUAAAAAUAAAUUUUAUCACGUUUAUUCAAUAAUAUUUAUUGUUCAUCAUGUUCAUUCAAUGUCACAUUAGGAAAUGGCGUCGGCGGUCCGUCGAGCUAGUGCUAUUUAUGCUCUCCCCAUAGCACGCCCCCCCCCACUAGCCCGGUAUCGGGCCUCGAAGCGGCACGUUGGAGAUGUCCCCUUGCCAGGACAGCCCCCAACCGAGUCCGCGCGAUCGGGUUCCACUGGGGGCCGCCCCAGCCCAAAGACACCCGGUCGGUCCGACACUGUGUUUGCACAUUCAAUACUUUUUUGUUAUUUUUAUUUCACCAUGUUCAUUCAAUAAUUUGUGUAAAAUUUGAAAUUUGAGCGUUCUUGUCCAUGUAAACUAUAUUAUUAUGAGCCACAGAAAGUAUUACUGUUCCGUGGCCAUCGGUGUAACUAAUAAUUCCAGACGGUAAUUAUUUUAAAAUUUAAUGUUCGGUGAUGUAGUUAGGCGGAAAAAGAUGAAUACAAUACAGUUGAUAGAAAGUCUUGAUGGGAAAACUUGUAGCUACAGGCAUUAUAAAUACACCGAUCUGAAAAGGGUGGUAGGAAAGAGGGGUGAACCAGUGCAGAGGAAAAUAAUGGCACGAGCUAGGGAACACUUGUUGAAAAACGUUAACAUUUUUAAAACAAAAAAAAAAAACUGAACCCCAUCACACCUAAGCACCUAAUAUAAAGUAUUGGUACCAAUACAUUGUUUUUAGGGGUUGUUUCAUGUAAGUUUCAUUUCUCGGGUUUUUAAUAUUAGAGAUUACACAGUUCAUCCAAGAAAUCGAAAGUCGGUGUGGUUGUAAAAUAUGGUAUUCAGUCAGUGUGUAAUUGCAUAAAUUUAUUGUAAGUAAACUUUUUAAUCGUGUAUUUAUUUUCCAUGUUUUUUUGUCUUCAUGUAACGAUCACAUUUAUGUCAUUGUCGUUUAUGAAUCAUGUUUACCGACACUCAAUUAAACUGCUAGUGAUGUUUUUAAGG
Lymnaea stagnalis (great pond snail) is the source of this 6374-nucleotide messenger RNA. The record is from the annotation of a GenBank genome assembly. NCBI's taxonomy places the organism in Eukaryota, Metazoa, Mollusca, Gastropoda, Lymnaeidae.